CUUCCAGAACAGGGAACAAGAGGCAGGAGGCACUGGGUUUCUGCCCUACUUCCCUAUUUGCUGUUCUACCCAGAAGGGAGUGGGGUCGUGCCUUGUUUUUUCAGAAACUGCCAAGCUUCUUUUCCGGGGUGGUUGGCUGUGCCAUUCCCCAUUCUCAGCAGUAAUACACAAGUAAGACAGUUUCUCGAGGCCAGAGCAGGACGUCCUUCAGGCUGUGGCGGAGCUCGAGGCUGCUGCUCCCUCUCCUGAGCGCUUUGGUGUUUUUGUUCUGUCUCCACCGCGUGGUCGAUGUACGUCUGUCAUGUCCUGCUUGGCAAGACCCAGGAGCUGGUGCCCAGAGAAGCUUCAUGUGUCUUUGCCUCUCAGACUGACCUGGUGAAGGAUAUAGAGCAGAAAUCUCUGGACCUUGGCCAUGAGCACAUCCUCCUUUCAAACCUCUGUGGCAGUUUUCGCCCUGCUUAUCCUGCAUGCCGGUGCCCUGGAUACAUUUACAGCUGCCGUAUAUGAACAUGCUGUCCUAUUGCCAAAGGAAACAGAAACACCUGUUUCUCGGGACGAUGCCUUGCUCCUUAUGAACAAGAAUAUAGAUAUUCUGGAGAAAGCAAUUAAGCAGGCAGCUGAGCAGGGUGCCAAAAUCAUCGUGACCCCAGAAGAUGCACUUUAUGGAUGGAAAUUUUCCAGGGAAACCAUCUUCCCUUACCUAGAGGAUGUCCCAGACCCUGAGGUGGGCUGGAUUCCAUGUCAAGACCCCCACAGAUUUGGUCACACACCAAUACAAGCAAGACUCAGCUGCCUGGCCAAGAACAACUCUAUCUAUGUCUUGGCAAAUAUUGGGGACAAAAAGCCAUGUAACUCUUAUGACUCCAGGUGUCCUCCAAAUGGCUACUAUCAAUAUAAUACCAAUGUGGUGUAUGAUAUGACAGGACAGCUGGUGGCACGUUACCAUAAGUACCACCUCUACUCUGAGCCCCAGUUUGAUGUCCCUGAAAAGCCAGAGCUUGUGACUUUCAACACCACCUUCGGAAGGUUUGGCAUUUUCACAUGCUUCGAUAUACUCUUCCAUGAUCCUGCUGUGACCCUGGUGAAGGACUUCCAGGUGGACACCGUCCUGUUUCCCACAGCUUGGAUGAAUGUGUUGCCCCUACUGACAGCUGUUGAAUUCCACUCAGCUUGGGCAAUGGGCAUGAGAGUUAAUCUUCUUGUGGCCAAUAUACAUCAUGUCCGCCUAAAUAUGACAGGCAGCGGUAUCUAUGCGCCACACACCCCCAAAGUGUACCAUUACGACAUGGAGACGGACCAGGGAAGGCUCCUUCUCUCAGAAGUGGAUCUGCAUCCCCGGGGCUCACCCACCUACCCCGCCGCGGCCAACUGGAGCGCCCACGCCUCGGCCGUGCAGCCCUUCCCAGGGCAGAAACCCCCUUUCAGGGGAUUCAUUUCCCGAGACGAGUUCCACUUCACAGAGCUUUCUGAAAAUGCAGGAAACCUUACAGUCUGUCAAGAAGACCUCUGCUGUCAUUUAAGCUACAGAAUGUUAAGAAAAGAAGAGAGUGAAGUGUAUGUCCUAGGGGCUUUCACAGGACUGCACGGCCGAAGGAAAAGAGAGUUCUGGCAGGUAUGCACAAUGCUGAAAUGCAAAACGACCAGUUUGGCAACGUGUGGAAAACCAGUGGAAACGGCUUUGACAAGAUUUAACAUGUUCUCCCUAAGUGGCACAUUUGGAACAGAGUAUGUUUUUCCUGAAGUGCUACUUACUAAAGUUCGUCUGUCACCUGGAAAAUUUGAGGUGCUAAAAGAUGGGCGUUUGGUAAAUAAGAAUGGAUCAUCUGAACCUCUUCUAUCAGUGUCCCUCUUUGGAAGAUGGUACACUAAGGACUCACGUUUCAUCUCAGGAGGGAUCAGCAAUUUGGAAACAACUAACCUGUUAAUAUUCACUUUUUUAAUGAUUAUAGCUUUGCAAAUAUGAUGGUAUAGGACAUCUUUUUUUUAUCACAUUUAUUUUUGUAGCAUCUAUUUUGCUAAACGUGUUUCUCAGUUUUCCAAGUUUACUAAGAAACUUUGAAGGGUCAUCUCAGUGGUAUAGACCAAUAAUUUCUAAACAGGUAUUUUUUUUAUCUUAAAUUAUUUUUAAGUAUUGUGGUAGUUUUAUCUUCUGGUUGCUUAGGUCAGAUAAAUGAGAAUCAAAUCUUAGCUCCAGCCCUGUUUGCUGUGUGACCGUGUGUGUACGGGUGUGCAUGGGAGGCAGAGUCAAGAACUUCAGGAUCAUUGUAAACACAGUUGUGGCCUUUGAACAGAACAAAUAAUGAUAAAGACAGAGAGUCUUACAACUGAAUUCCAUUUGACAUUAAAGACAAUUGAGUUCACCUACUUUUUUGUGCUAAUGAUUAGGGGGAAAUUUGCUUUCUAAUCAGAUGAUGAUGUUGAAGUUUAUCUUCACAAUAAAAGUUGUUCUGAGAUGUUCUAGAACAGAUGAGAGCUAGUCCAGGUUCAUAUCAGAGGAGGUCUGGCUCAGGGCAUUCAUAGUUCCAAACUACCUCACCUGAAGGCUGUAGUAGAAUUUAAUAGACCCCAAAUCCACAACACAAAGGUCAUGAGUGUUUGGGUAGUCUGCUUUUUAAAUAUAUACAUUCCAACAUUGGGUAGUCUGCUUUUUAAAUAUAUACAUAUAUAUCAUGCUACUCAAAAAUGCAGUGUUUUGGUUACUGAUCAUUUAAUGCAAAUAUUCUUAAAAUGAAGGAAAUAAAUUUUCAGAGUGUUUUAGAUUUAAUAUCACCUAAAUUAUUUUGUCUAAAACUUUCACAUUGAAAUAUCAGAAAUUGAGGCAUUUAUGUUUUGUUUUUAUAAAUUGUUGCAUAUGUACUCUUUAUAGAUUUAAUUUGAAUAUUAUAUUAACAUACAGUAGGAAAUGAAGACUACUUUUAUAAAGAAGUGGUGACUAUUAAGAGAAAGGAAAUGGAGGGUAAGCCACAUUUGUGUUUAAUUGUGAAAGGGGCUUUUAUAUUACCUGUGUUCAACAUUGGGGCAUCAAACAUGUCAUUUUAAAGUGGUAGUGAGCCCAGCCAGUGUGGCUCAGUGCUUGAGCAUCGACCCAUGCACCAAGAGGUCACUGGUUUGAUUCCUGGCCAGGGUACUUGCCCAGGUUGU
Molossus molossus (Pallas's mastiff bat) is the source of this 3141-nucleotide messenger RNA. RefSeq names its product vanin 2 (gene VNN2). The transcript is spliced from 10 exons. Gene Ontology annotation, molecular function: hydrolase activity, acting on carbon-nitrogen (but not peptide) bonds, in linear amides. The coding region runs from base 413 to 1963 and encodes 516 amino acids. Lineage: Eukaryota; Metazoa; Chordata; Mammalia; Chiroptera; Molossidae. The record is from RefSeq and is a predicted model, not a curated record.